Messenger RNA from Rotaria sordida, 3288 nucleotides. Lineage: Eukaryota; Metazoa; Rotifera; Eurotatoria; Philodinida; Philodinidae. The record is from the annotation of a GenBank genome assembly.
AUGGCACAUAUAUCAUCUGGAGUUCGUAAUUAUUUCAAAUUAGAACUACUGAUUGCAAGUUCUUGUAUUUCACUUCGUCAAUUAUUUAAAAAUCGUUAUUCACUAUUCAAUAAUGGUCAAGUUUGGGAUAAUUCAUCUACAUGUGGAAAUAAUUAUUUAAAAGUUAUUACGAAAUAUAAGAAUCUUAGUUUAACAGGUACACAAAAAACAUCUGUUUCCAAUGGAAAUUCUGAUGAAUGGGAUGUAACAACUUUUAUGAAUCUUCUAUUAUAUAUUGAUCGUCCAAAACCUUUGAAUACAACUGAAAUACAACAACUUGACGAAGAAGAUAAACUUUUGAAACAAUUAAAAGAUAUUCGAAAUAAAUUAGUUCAUCAUUCAACAAAAUCUGUUGAUGAUGUAGAAUUCAAUCAAUUAUGGACUGAUUUAUCAGCAAUCUUAGUAACAUUUGGUAGUACUGAAAGUGAGUUAGAUAAACUAAAGGAUGAUAGUAUCUUUGAAUCACCAAAACAACCAAUUAAUGAACAAAAUGUGAAAGAAGCUUCACAUUUAAACUCACUUGGUACAAAAGCUCAUAAAGAUAGAAAGUAUUUGGAAGCUAUUACAUUGUUUAUGAAGGCAAUCGUUUUAGCCGGUGUUUCAAAUCAUAAUCGUGCUAUUUUUUAUUCAAAUUUAGCUGCGAGUCGUUUAUCAUUAUAUGAACAAGAGACAACUACUUUUAUGAAUUUUGAAAUCAAUGGUUCAACAGAUGAACGAUAUCGCGCAUUAAAAGAUGCUAAACAAGCAAGAAAUCUUUGGCCAACAUGGUGGAGAGGACAUUUUCGUGUUGGAAAAGUCUAUGCUGCUUUAAAUGAAUAUGAAAAAGCAAUUAAUUCAUUCGAACGAGCAUUUGCACUUGACCCUAUGAAAAAGGAAAUUCAAGAAGCGUUGGAUGAUAGUCGACAAAUACUUAGUCAACAAUCUCGACAUGAACAUCUUGACCCAGAAUGGAGUCCAAAAACAAUUCCUGAAUAUUUGAAUGAUCUCAAACAAAAAUUUGGUGUAGAGCCAGAAGAGGCUCGAAUAGGCCAUAGUUUAGCCGGAUUAAUAUAUCCAUCAGGAGCUGAUGUGAUAGAAGGACUUAAAUAUGUACAUGGAGAUAUUGGUAUUAAACAAGAUUAUGCACAAGCUGCAAAAUAUUUUGCUAAAGCAGCCAGACAAAGCAACGCUGAAGGAAUUUGUAAUUUAGCUUUAUUAACAGAUCGUGGCUUAGGUGUAAAGAAAGAUCAUAAUCUGGCCUUUAAACUGUAUGAACAAGCAGCCACACAACCGCUACAGCAUCCUGUUUUGAAAAACGAGCGAAACUUUGGCGUAGCUGAAGCUGAACAUACUUUAGGACUUAAGUAUGCUGACGGUAUUACUGUUCACAAGAAUUUAUUAAUUGCUGCUCACUACUUUCAACGUGCUAUUGAUCAUGGCUUACCUGACUCUGCCAACAAUUUAGGUCUAAUGUAUCACGAUGGCCUUGGUGUUGAUAAAGAUCUUGCAAAAGCUGAACAGCUUUUCCAGUUGGCAGCGAAAAAUGGAAACUCAGGUUCUAUGUUGAGUUUAGCAAAAGUUUUGUUGGACAGAAAUGAUUUACAAAUGUCAAAAAUUUGGUUUGAUCGAGCGUGUGAUGCAGGAAAUAUUCAGGCUCAAAGUAAUCGUUCUACAUUUGAAAAAAUUUUAGAAGAAAAACAAAAAUUCAUCGGUUCUUCUUCACCGAAUAUUUUAAAAGUGAUGGACGAAAUUACAAAUAUCAUUGAUUUUAUGAAUGUAAAUCCAACCUCAUGUGAAUCAUUUGAUCAAACUAUUUAUGAUUAUAAUAUAUUAAACGAUUAUGCUAAUCGUGGUUCAAAAACAGCUAGAAAACUUUGCAAUGCUUUAGAACAUUUUCAACAAGCGUUUAAAAUACUUAUGGAAUCUGAUAGUUUAACAGAAGAACAAGAAAAUACAUUUGUUCAUGAACUUUCGCAAUGUUAUCGAAUCGAACAAAUAGUCGCUCAAUAUUCUGGGAUGGAAAUUCGUCAAAAAAUUGUAAAAAUAGUCGAGGGAGUACUUUAUCGAUGUAAAACACAGUCAAUUCAUAUUAAUUCACAACUGGAUGAAGAUGCGAGAAAUUGCUAUGCUACAUUGCAUCUGGAUUCAUAUGAAUUAAUUCUUAAAUUCCUUGAUUUAUGUAAACAAAACUAUCCGAAAUCAGCUCGGUUUUUUGAAUUAAGCGCCUCAGCCAAUGGUUUUUUAAAACGAUUUGAAGCUGCUCUUUAUGAGACUAAUCAAGGAUUAGAAAUAGAUCCGAACAAUGAUGAACUUUUAUAUUUUAAAGCUGUUGCAUUACGUUUGAUGGAUCACCAUAGGAAUGAAGCUAUCGAAGCAUAUCAGAAAUUUCUUGAAGUUGCACCUAACGAUCAUCGAUACAUACCAGAAUCAUUUUAUGAAAUGGCUACUUGUUAUUUGAAACAUAAUAUGUCUCUUGAUGAAGAAAAUAUUAUCAAAAAUUUAUACCGACAAGGUGAAGAGGCAGAAAAAUUACAAUUACCAUGUUUUUUACCUUACAAAUCAACAAGUAAAACCUUGUUAAAAUUUAGACUUUAUAAUGAAUCUUUACCAAAUACAAAAACAAUUCCUGAUAAUAAUCCUAAACUGCGUCUUACUGAUCCUCAUAGAGUCGAAGUGAUUACACAUCACCGUGAAUGGGAGAGUCAACUAUCAAAAGCUAAAAGUAAUGAGAAUACUUUUAUUAUUCCUAAAACUCAUCAACCAUCAGUUAAACAGCCAACAGUUAAAUCAUUAAUUGGUUUGAAACCAAUUACAUUAAGAGAAAUGAAUCCAGCAAAGAAUCAUGUUUAUAAUGGAUAUGUUCUUUCUGUAACAAUCAUUGAAAAAGCAUAUUCAUCGAUUCCAUCAAUUCAAAUCAUAAUCGAAGAUGAAAAUCUUGAUUGUCAACGAAUGUAUAUUUAUGGUUUUCCUGAAGAACAAAGCGAAUAUUUAAUUAAUAAGGUUUACACAAAUGGAAGAAAAAUGCUUAUUAUCAAUCCAUAUUUACGAAUAGGAGCAAAAGAUAGAAAACCAUCAAUUCGUGUUGAUGAUUUUUCAUCGAUUACAAUGCUAAAUGAAUCUGAACGAAUAAUUAAUAUGUGUCGAUGUUGUGGAAAAGCAAAUUCAUCUCAUGUUUGUAGUCAAUGUAAACAAGCUUAUUAUUGUAGUAAAGAAUGUCAAAUCAUGGAUUGGAAGUUAUAUAAACAUAAACUUAUAUGUCAAAUAGAAUAA